Molecule: messenger RNA, 2263 nt
Organism: Rotaria sp. Silwood2
Lineage: Eukaryota; Metazoa; Rotifera; Eurotatoria; Philodinida; Philodinidae
Source: the annotation of a GenBank genome assembly
AAGUUAUAACUCUUGAACGAUUACAUAUUUUUAGACGAAAUUUGAAAUUUAUCGAUGAAAUUCGGUAUAGCUUCCUAUGAAAUUCUAAAAAUUAAGAUGCUACUAACAGCAAAAAAUCCUAUGAGGAGGGAUCAGGAAAUUGCAAAUUUUUUUCGCAAACUCCGAGUGCAAAUUAUUGUUGAUAAAAUUUCAUUAUUUGGACCCAGCAUCAGCCUCCAUGAGUUUCAUCUGGGUCCCACACUGGGAAGUCGAGAUUCAGCAUACUGAAAAAUCCUGGAUACGUCACUGAUUAUUAAUCAAAGAGCUUAAGCCGUUGUGAACUUGGAUCACUGCAGCUUCUCAGCUUCAAUUCGUUACUCCACUACUUUUUGCUUAAUUUCACGAGAGAAGUUCCUGAACUAAUCAAUUACUUUUUAGUCAGAGUUAUAUUCACAAAAAACUACGUUCGUUAAGGCCUAUCUUCUACCAAAAUUCUAAAAUCAGUUUUUCUGAGUAGAACCACUGUUUAUGUAAAAAAUACUGUAUUAUCACAGUAAUAAGCUAAGUCAGGAUGAGUCAUAGUUAGUAUCUCUUGCAGUUAACAGAUCAGAUCAUACGAAGUUGCCCUCAAAGCUCUCCGGUUCAUCUGCACAAACCAAUUUUGGACUAAGUGUAUAUUCAAAACGUCUGAUCUUUUCGGGAUAUAUUAAAACUAUAGUGAAAAGGCUAUGAUGAAAUUCUUAGCUUUAUACUAUAAUAUUUGAGAGAUAGAAAAAUUUAUCAGACAAGGCUCAAAAGCAGUUCAUUUAACAACUUAAAAUUGCCUGUCGAUCCUCAUUUUUUUACAUUUAAGUUUCUUGUCCUUGAAAGAAUAUGUCAACAUGCAGAACAUGGCAGUGCUCGUAGUUUUUUUCUUUUUUAUAAUUCUUAUUUUUUACGUGAAAAGAAAUGGAUGACAAGUUGAAGGUUUAUUUAUUAAAAUGUUCGUUCUAUAAUAAGAACAAAGUUUAAUUAAACAGAGAACAUUCUGUCAGACCCUACAUUUUAAUAUGCUCUUCUAAGCAAAUAAAAAAUUAAAUAAUCUGAGAAUUCUGAACUACGCAAUUAGAAAACAUAAGUAGAGAAGAAAAAAAAACAAAAAACAUUUACCAGUUUUUCUGAAAAAAAAAUGUACCAAAUAAAAAGAAAACCCAUAAUGUAUGUCUGAAAGAUCUGACCUCAAGUUAUCCUCCCAUGCAUUUGUUGUAUUUCCGAUUAAUCUAACGGAAAUGGACUUUUUUUUAAAGGAACGACAGACGACCCCAAGCAAUAGAAUCAAUCGUGAAAUAAUAUAUAUUCUUUUCUAUUGCAAAAAUUGCGACUAAUAUCAAAUAUGUUUACUUAUUGCUGAUGACACUGAAGCGGAACGCACUAUUGAAGUAAAACGUCAUAGUUUUCGAUAGAUGUAUAAAUACUUUUUCCAACGCAAUAAUAUAUAAAUUAGAAGUUUGAAAAAGUAAAAAAAAAAACGAUCUUCGUGUGAUCAGCGAGCAGCAAUUACAUUGUGUUUUACAUUUUAAUUCCGUAGAGAUUGCGAUGAGAGUUGUUUUGUUUUUUGAAUUCUAAUGAUUAUUCUUCUUAUUUCUAGUCUGUUGAAGGUAAAUGGAAUAGUAAUAUAACAUCAGCUAAAGAUCGUCAAAAACAACAAUUUAAAGAACGUGUUAUGCAACUACAUGAAGAAAGUUUAGUAUCAAAUAGUUUACAAACUUCAAAUAGCAAUAAAAUACAUACACGUCUUAAUGCAAUACUAUCAUCACCAUUAUCCAUUGUAAUUGCUGUACCUGAUACAACAUUACAUGAACGGCGUUUAGAAACAAGUUAUACUGUACAACUCGGUGCUCAAUUAAAAUCGAUGUAUAAUCUUCGUUUAAUUCGUUGUGAUAUGCUAGAUUAUUGUCGUUUACGAACCGAGAAAAAAGAUAAUAAAAUUUUAUUUGAACCACAACGUCUUCAAACACUUAUGUCACUUAAUUCAAGUUCACUUUGUGGUCUUGUACUUCUUGUACCAAAACGACUUCGAUUAACAACUGCUGAUAUUAAAGAAGAAUUUGCUUCUGUAUGUGAACGUUCAACUGAUUUUCAUUUUCCAUCAUUUGAACAACAAUUAUCAAGUAUUGAAGAUUGUAUUCAAAAAGCUAAUCAAGCUCGAUCAGCAGCAUCUGCUAGUCUUGAUUCAAAUUCAAUCACAAGCAAACAUAGUGAUAAUUCUUUAGAAGUAAAUGAAAAUGAAUCAUAUUUUCGAUGA